UGAGCAAGUUGCAGUUUGAACUAGAAUGGAAGGAGUCCUCCUUCAUUGACAGUCAACAGACAUGGGCUGAAAGGUUUGACAGCCUGGUGAUGGGAAGAAAGCUUUGGUAGAGGAUUUAGAGAUUAGCAUGCUGGGCCAAUACACCGGACAGACAUGGGAAGCUGAACUCUACAGAGUGUGCCAAGAAAAUGCAACUCUCAUGUCAAAAUUGGAAGCAAGAAAUGAGGAGCUCCGACGAGCUAAUGCCCACAAAACUGCUUUAGCUCGUGAAAGAGAUGAGUUACUGGCACUGUUAGAUGUCACUGAGCGUCUGAAGUAUGAGCAAGGGAAAAGUCGGGUUGCAGAAGAAGAGUAUGGGACAUUUACAUCAUCAGAGCUGGCAGUGCUUGGAGCAUGCAAGUGUCGAGUUUCCAAUCCUGAUCCUUGUGGGUGUGCUCAUGCUGCUGCCAAUCUCAGGAAAGAAGUCUCUAAGUUGAAAGAAGAGGUGGAUCUGAACCAAAGACGACGCGAGGAAGCAAACCUCACAGUGGAUGCUUAUAGAAUGGCAUUUGAGGAGCAGCUGUCAAAGAGUCGAGGCAUGAGCCAGCGACUUGCACAUGUUGCCAGUUUGACUUCCAGAUCUUCAAAAGCAAAGGCUGCCAUUAAGUUUCUGAUUGAAGUCUUGAAUGAUGAUGAUUACACUCCAGCUACAAGCUUAGAUUCCGUAAGUUUGGAGGAUCUCCGAAGCGGGGCCGCAUCCUCAAUGAGCUUGCAGGAAAUGGUGUCGGUGCUCUCUGAUAUGGUGUAUGAAAAAAAGGAAGCUCUUGCACAUCAAAAGUUGGCAACCCAGCUUAUAGCCAACAAACUUUACCUUCUAGAAAAUAGAUUCGCCGAUUGUGAUUCCUCACCAGGUGAUGAUGUACGAAAAACAAAUUCAUCAAGCAUAAAUCAAGUACAGUCUUCACACAAUACUGUAGAGAAUAUUUUAAAGAAUUACUCAAAGGAAGCUUCAAACAUAAUUGAAAACAACAAGGAUACUCAUAUAGAAACAGAGGUCUCUCUUCAUGAUAGUCUUAGUGAAAGCUAUGCACAAGAUAAUGAAUCAAAUGUUGAGGAAGGAGAUGAAGUACAGCCCCAUCAGUCUGUGCUAUCUAAAGACUUUUCUGCUUCUGAUAAUAACAAUGGGGACUCGGGUGUGGAUAUUGCCAGUGUUGAUGCAAGUCUACAUGCAGAGCACAAUGACCAUAAGGAUUAAUGUGUGAUGUCUUCAUGUAACUUAGUGUCAUGGCCAAAAUUUCCGCCUUUUAAUGAGCAGUACUGUCAAGUUUUAAGGAACGGUACAAAACAUGCUUUAAUGUAAUAAUUUUUCCAAGUGAGUAUUUUAACACUUUUAAAUAUUUAGCUUUUGACCAAAAAAAGGAGAUGAUUCUCUGAGUAUCAAACUUUAAGCACCCUGGCAAUACUGUGGAUGAAGGGAAGGAGAGCCCCAGAACUGGUUCUUGAGUUUGUGUCAUAGUUAGUAAUAUAGAUCUGAUGUUUACUUAGUUUUAUGAAGUAGUUAUGUUUUAAGCUCUUUUCUUUCAAUCACCAUGUGUUGAUAUAUGAGAAUUCAUUGGAACCUUUUAAGCAAUAAGGAUAAUAUUGAGGUCUUUUUAGUGCAGUUAGGUGCUUUAGUUUUGAACACAGCUCUUCACCUGCUAUUGAAAAAGAAAUUUGAUAAUUUUGGACCACCGACAAAUCAACAGCACUAAUGUAAUGUGUCUGUGUAUACAACAUGUUUACUGCCAUGUAGAGUGGAAUAGACACUUGACCAAUUUUCCAUGUGUAUAAUGGCUAAUUACAACCUUUCUGAACAGUUUUUAUGCGAGCUAACCCAGUUUGACCUAACUUUCUUCAGUUUAUGCAUAACUAGUGCAUUUGUGUAAAACUUGGGCUUGCUACUGUUAGGAGUGGUUUGUUUGCUAUUAAAUAAUGUGUAAGGCUCUUCUCCAGCUCACAAAUUGUUAUUCCUUUCAACCAAAAAUUAUUUGGGUGGAACAUUAAGUGUCUCUGCUUCUUUUAGUCUUUAAAAUUUGUUUUAAUAGCAACAGUAUUGUGAAGAUGGUACUGGUGAUGAUGAAGGGCAAUGGUUUGAGUCAAACCAUAAGAUUCAAAGUUCAAAUCUUAAGGAAUUCUGUUUGAUACUUGUGCUUUGUGUUGUGAUGGGUCUAGUUAUCUUCCUGAACCACGAUCUUGACACUGCAAUAACUGUCUGUCCCUCUAUGUCCCUCUAGACAUUUCCCCCAACUAUUGUAUACCUCUCCCUGUUCACCAUGGCUGUAGACACUUCAGACUUUUAUGAUCUUUUUAGAAAUUAUACGUCUGGGUUUAGGAUUUUGAUUUUACAUUUCACGGGCUGGUUGCUUUUUUUUUCAAUGAAUACACACUGCCAUCAGUGCCUUUACCUGAGCUCCUUGUUCAUGUUGUAUGUUUUACCAGAAAGAGCUUUUGUAUUGAAUAUAAAAAUCAAACGCAUGUUACCACCUCAGGUAUGUUACCACCUUUUGUUUGUUAAUGUUACCACAUUAUUCUCAUGCUGGACAGAGCACUGUGUUGCUGGAUGUUUUCAAUAAUGUUAUAAAAGGAAAGGGGAAGUUGAGAACUGACAGCCUGGGACAAAACUUCAUAUCAUUGGCAAGCGAUUCAAAUGUCCUUAGAAAUUUUUCAGGAGAGAGAAUAAAACUUUCAUUCUUUUAA
Messenger RNA from Aplysia californica (California sea hare), 2715 nucleotides. RefSeq names its product coiled-coil domain-containing protein 125. Gene Ontology annotation, cellular component: cytoplasm. The transcript is spliced from 8 exons. The coding region runs from base 128 to 1234 and encodes 368 amino acids. Gene Ontology annotation, biological process: negative regulation of cell motility; negative regulation of Rho protein signal transduction. NCBI's taxonomy places the organism in Eukaryota, Metazoa, Mollusca, Gastropoda, Aplysiida, Aplysiidae. The record is from RefSeq and is a predicted model, not a curated record.